ACCCUAUAUAUAUUUAUAUAUAUAUGUAGUACAUGUUCCAUGUGUCUGUUUAAAAUUAUGAUGAACUGGGGUUGUAAAAAUAUUUAGGGGGAACUUGUGGUUGUUUUUCAACAAAAUUUCUUCCUGAAUUUCUGAUAUCAGCCAUAUGUGCAAUUUUCACAUCCUCUUCAACAGACCCCCAAAACGGCAAAUUUGCAUAACUUGCAUAACAUAAUUGCAACAUUUUAGUGUUUGUAUGUGGUUUAAAGCAGAUCGUUAGUCUUUCAGCCCAUUCUGUCAACAUGUUUGUCUACCUGCUGCUCCUCACAGUCAUCGUGACUGUCGAGGCUCAGAGAGUUCCAGGUCUACAGAAGACAGAUUCAUGUUUGUGCAAAAUAAACAGCUCUAUCUGGACUUUCCCUGCUGUACAGUUUGUGGAAGUCACAAAGGAGGUCCAGACCUGUGAGGACAAUCUGAAUGAAUUUGAGGAAAAGUUGAGGAACACAGAUGUAGAACUGCCGUCGAUGGGAACCAAUCUUCAGAACAUCACAGCCCGUCUGGAAGUAUUUAAUUACCUUCACACAAGUGGACUGUACAAUGCACUUCACCUGCGACAGCUGAACCAGGAACUUGAGGAAAUCCAUCGAUUUGUCAGUGAAGCACACAUGCAGAAUCCCAACAAGGAGACACAUAACCUGCUAAGUGAGUUAAAUAAGGCAAAAAAAGACGUCCAAAGGAUGUACAAAGAUGAUUUCUUCAACCUGGAGACCAUGAAGAAGAGGUUACAAGACCUCAACAACCGUGCACAGACUUGCAAAACUAUACCAAAUGAUUUCAGAAGCACUUGUCAUCAGCACAUCAUGACCAGAAUAAGUUCUCCAAGGGUCACCAAGCUCAAUUCUAUCAGCAAGUCCUAUAUUUCUGGUGCCUGGGGUCGUGAUGCCCUACUAACCAAUAACCGUUAUUGGGAACGUUGUCUGGUGAGUGGAAACAAGCAUGGGAACACAAUCAGGGUGUACAACUCACACGAAGACUUCAUGGCCAGCAAGAACUACAAGGAUGAGCAGAUAGCAUCAUCCUACAGUGACAAAAAUGCCGUUCAAGGUUCUGGCACUAUACUGUACGACAAUACCGUAUUUUACCAGUGCUACGAAACUGCUGAGAUCUGCAGCUUCAACAUUACAUCACAAUCAACCAAGCGUGUGAAACUAGAUGGUGCCAGAAUCGACAACAAGUUCCCUUUCUGCUACUACAGCUGCCGUGAUUGGACAGACAUCGACCUGGAGGCUGAUCAAGACGCUGUGUGGGUUAUAUAUGCCACCGAGGAGAACCACGGCAACAUUGUUGUGAGUCGCUUAGACCCACUGGAGCUCAAUAUCACACAUACCUGGAAGACACAUCUCUUUAAGAGGUCCGUCACCAGCACGUUUAUGGUGUGCGGGGUCCUGUAUGCUACACGCUAUGUUAGUAAUUACCAAGAAGAGGUGUUUUAUGCCUUUGAUACAACCACUGGCAAAGAGAUAAACACUCUUUCUUUGCCCUUUGAGAAGGUUUCUGCUGGAAUAGCCAAUCUCAACUACAAUCCUGUUGAUAGGAGACUUUACAUGUAUAAUGAUGGCUAUCUGUUAGCAUAUAACACCUUCAACUGAGGGUCUUUCAUACUCAGCUAAGAAAAAAAUGCAGUACCAUAUAGUUUAUAGUUUACAUCAGUCCAAUUUUUUUUGCGCUAUAUUAUCAUGUGACUGAGACAUUUGAUAUGUUUUGUCUAAUUUUUUUAUUUUUUUUUGUUAUUACAAUAAAUCUUCUUAUACAGCA
This is a messenger RNA of Ctenopharyngodon idella (grass carp), 1794 nucleotides long. RefSeq names its product olfactomedin-like. Gene Ontology annotation, biological process: signal transduction. The record is from RefSeq and is a predicted model, not a curated record. NCBI's taxonomy places the organism in Eukaryota, Metazoa, Chordata, Actinopteri, Cypriniformes, Xenocyprididae.